UGUCGGUAGGAAAUAACGGCCCGUAUAGUGCACUUAUUGUUCAUCGGCAUGCCGUUUUAGACGCAGCCUAACACCCAACCAGCGCUCUCGUCAGAUUCUGCGCACUCCGCUCCAGCGCUAUAAAGAAGCCGGCUCGGCUGGUUGAGGCCGGUUUAGAGACGCUGCCGUCGUCCGUCUUCUUUCAGUUUUAACCUCUGAAAGAAACCUGAGGUGUAUGAUGACAGCUUGAAAUGGCACAGAAAGACACGUUAUUGCAUCUCUUCGCCGGGGGAUGUGGUGGUACAGUGGGCGCCAUUGUGACCUGCCCACUAGAGGUGUUGAAGACGAGGCUACAAUCAUCAGGUCUGACGCUCAGACCGGUGUUUCAGGUACAGCUUGGUACAGUCAGCGGAGCUGGUGUGAUUAGACCGGGACCAGUAACACCGAGCCUCUUGCAGGUCCUACGGUCAAUAUUGGAAAAAGAAGGACCAAGUUCGCUGUUCCGAGGACUGGGUCCAAAUCUGGUUGGCGUUGCACCAUCAAGGGCAAUAUAUUUUGCAGCCUACUCCAAGUCAAAAGAGACCUUUAAUGGCAUCUUUGUGCCAAAUAGUGGAGCAGUGCACAUGUCUUCAGCUGGAUUUGCAGCGUUUGUAACAAACUCCUUGAUGAACCCCAUCUGGAUGGUCAAAACAAGAAUGCAGCUUGAAAAGAAGGCACGAGGCGAGAAGAAGAUGAACGCAUUGCAGUGUGCGCGCUACGUGUACAGGACAGAAGGUAUAAGAGGUUUUUACCGGGGCCUCACUGCAUCGUACGCCGGAAUCUCGGAGACCAUGAUUUGCUUCCUCAUCUACGAGACGCUGAAGAAGCACAUAGCUGAGAGACGACUCAUGUCUGCCAACAGCAAUGGAGAAAAAAGAGCCUCGGACUUCCUAAGCCUCAUGUUAGCAGCUGCUUUUGCCAAAGGCUGUGCUUCCUGCAUAGCAUAUCCACAUGAGGUCAUUCGGACAAGGCUGAGAGAAGAGGGUAGCAAAUAUAAAUACUUUUUCCAAACGGCCCGCCUGGUGGCGGUGGAGGAGGGCUACGCUGCUUUUUACAGAGGACUCAUUCCACAGCUCAUUAGGCAAAUUCCCAACACGGCUAUAGUGCUCUCCACCUAUGAGCUCAUUGUCUACCUGCUGGGACAGUCAUCCAAAUAAAGCCCAGUGAUAACUUGCACAAAAAGACUUUAGGACCUGCAAAUUAAAACUUGGAGAAAAAGAAACCUGUUGUGAGAGACUGUUUUUGACUGAGGAUGCAGUAGGAUACAGGUUGGGAGUAGAAUCCAAAGACUUUAAAGAAAAAUAAAGAGCCUAUUUUUUUAUUUGAAUGCAUAUAUUCUGCUAGAUGUAAAAAAAAAAAAUUUGAUUUCCGUUGAUCAUGCAUCCUCACUGACACUUUAAUUUCGAAUGUGCGAGAUAUUAAUAUAUGGUACACGUAAGGUUUAGAGCCAAGUAUUAAUAUUGCAUCACUGUACAGAAAGAGGUCAUCCUAAAACACCUAGUGAUAUUAAGUUAACUAAAUUAUUCUUAUUUUGGUGUAUAUAUAUUUUAUUUUUAGUUGUAGUUUUUAAUUUCGGUCAUGGUUCUGUCCAGCCUGCUAUUGUGUCCUUCAAAGAUGCAGGAGCUGAACUGUCCAGCGGAUCCUGUUGUACUGAACUGGAAGGAUGCUGUUAUGAAGAUGUGACAUAAAGCUCUUGGGGACAUACUGUAAUGUUGAAGUAGUUUUGUUCAUGUUCAUUAUGUAGUGAUCUUAGAUGUUCAUGUAUGUUUACUGUUCUGUUUGUGACGAUAGGUUCGUCUUUUACAGAAAAAGGAAAAUGCGUACACAAGCAGUGGUUCAAUAAAAUGAAUGCUACUUUUUUUUGGAAA
Hemibagrus wyckioides is the source of this 1886-nucleotide messenger RNA. It is a transcript of the gene slc25a33, whose product is annotated as solute carrier family 25 member 33. Gene Ontology annotation, molecular function: pyrimidine nucleotide transmembrane transporter activity. Lineage: Eukaryota; Metazoa; Chordata; Actinopteri; Siluriformes; Bagridae. Gene Ontology annotation, cellular component: mitochondrion. Gene Ontology annotation, biological process: pyrimidine nucleotide import into mitochondrion. The transcript has 7 exons. The record is from RefSeq and is a predicted model, not a curated record. Bases 231 to 1175 code for a protein of 314 amino acids.